GACUACGGGCACCUCCAGCGGCGCCUGGACAACGUGGAGAACCUCCUGAAGAACAGGAACUUCUGGAUCCUGCGCCUGCCCCCCGGCUCCCGGGGAGAGGUCCCCAAGCCCAGAGAGUUCCGUGGCUCUCUGAUGCUGAAGGCCGUGGAGCCCCAAUGGCUGCGAGAUCUUUGGCAAGUCCUGGUGUGCGUCAGGGUGCCGGUGACGUUCGACGAUGUCUCGGUGUACUUCAACGAGCAGGAGUGGGCGAGGCUGGAGCGCUGGCAGAAGGACCUGUACCGGGCUGUGAUG
Molecule: messenger RNA, 291 nt
Organism: Merops nubicus (carmine bee-eater)
Lineage: Eukaryota; Metazoa; Chordata; Aves; Coraciiformes; Meropidae
Product: protein ZNF783-like
Exons: 3
Biological process (GO): regulation of DNA-templated transcription
Source: RefSeq, a predicted model, not a curated record